UUUGUGAUUCCUCUUAAUCCAUGACUCACUCAAACAGAAAGUAACGUCAGAUCAAAUUGUGCCAUCGGAACAAGACCAUUUUUGGCCUCAAUUUACCCUCGAAUCCUCGAAAGAAAGUGAGUGAACAGUGUAGAGAUUCCUUCGAAGAACCUGUUGACCUCUUUGAAGACUUGAUCCCUUAAGGAAACCCAAGUGGUGAUUGACUGGACAUGAAUCCAGGAUACCAACAACAGCCUCCCCCUUACCCAACGAAUGAUGGGGGUGGAUACAUGCCACAGCCGGGAUAUCCUCCUCCAGGAGGAUAUCCACCUCAAGGGGGCUUCCCUCCACAAGCAUCAGGAUAUCAACAGCCCCAAUCCCAGGGAAAUUAUUGGGAUGCAGGCCAAAAUCCAGGAUAUUACGGAGCCACUCCUCCAGCCCAACCUCAACAGGGUCCCUCUGGAUUUGGUGGUAUGAUGGGAGCACACGCAGGAAUGUCUAAUAUGAUGCGAAAUGUGACUGGAGGUUAUGACUCAGAUGCAGAAGGUGGUAAUGCCGGAAACAUGGCUAGCUUUGCCGACAAAGCCGUUCGGCGGGGCUUUAUCCGAAAGGUGUAUGGCAUCUUGUCUAUUCAACUUAUGAUCACUUGUGCGAUAAUCGCCAUUUUUGUAUUUGUGGACUCGUUGCGAAUUUUUGCAAUCCAAAACAGAAGUUUAUAUUGGGUAGCCUUUGGACUCACAAUGGUGUGUAUGAUUGCCAUGGCUUGUUGCGAAAGUGUCAGACGAAAGGCCCCAACCAACUUUAUAUUUCUUGGGAUUUUCACUAUUUGUGAGGGGUUCAUGAUGGGGACCUUGGCGGCCCAUUUCCAAGCGGAUGCCGUUCUCAUUGCGGCUGGAAUCUGCGCCGUGGUCACGUUAGCCUUGACCAUCUUCGCUUUCCAAACCAAAUACGAUUUCACCACUUGCGGGGGAAUGCUUUGCGGAUUGACCGUCAUCCUCAUGUUGGCCGGUAUUCUGAUGAUUUUCAUGCCACACAACAAAUGGGCUAUGAUUGGUUAUGGAUCGGCUGGAGCACUCAUCUUCUCUAUGUACAUCGUGUAUGAUACCCAACUGAUGAUGGGUGGGUCCCACAAGUAUUCGAUCGAUCCGGAAGAGUAUAUUUUCGCCGCUCUCAACCUCUACUUGGACAUCAUCAACUUGUUCAUGUACAUUCUCAUGAUCAUUGGAGGAUCUAGAAGCGAUUGAAGUGGUAAACAAGGGCCUCCGGAUCAUCAAUGUGGUGGCUAAUGACCCCAAAUCUCAAGUGUUUCUGCAAGAUUACCGUGUUUUCUACACCCUCCAAAACCAGUCCAAUUUCAAACCUCUUUUUUGUCCUAUUGGCUUUGCUUCCCUUUGAAGACGUGUAGACGUGUUAAAUCUUUCGAGAGUUCUUUGUCAAACAACCAAAUAAGUUUAAGUAAGGAUAUUUUGAAAAUAAAAUCCAAAAAGAGUUCGGAA
Tigriopus californicus is the source of this 1475-nucleotide messenger RNA. RefSeq names its product protein lifeguard 3-like. The transcript is spliced from 8 exons. Bases 210 to 1223 code for a protein of 337 amino acids. NCBI's taxonomy places the organism in Eukaryota, Metazoa, Arthropoda, Copepoda, Harpacticoida, Harpacticidae. The record is from RefSeq and is a predicted model, not a curated record. Gene Ontology annotation, cellular component: membrane.